This is a messenger RNA of Xyrichtys novacula (pearly razorfish), 11582 nucleotides long. The record is from the annotation of a GenBank genome assembly. Lineage: Eukaryota; Metazoa; Chordata; Actinopteri; Labriformes; Labridae.
CACAUUCACCAUAACACUCGUACUUCUCAGCUCGUGGCCGGCAGGGUGGGACUCUGGUUCCCAUGGUGCAUGUUGAUCACAAAACAGAUGGUGAGGGUUGCCUGGUUUGUCAGAGUCAGAGCUGUUUCAGUCCAGCUGACCUGCGCCAGGCAGCUGCUCGUCACAGUGCGCCGCUGCAGCGUUUCCACUGCUCUAGUACCAGCGUGCAGCCUCCUCCAGCAGCAGCACCGGGGACCAGAGCAGGGGUUUUCUUUCUAUCCAUAGGUUUUGUUCAUUCCCGAGCAUCCUCUGAUUAUUUGAUUUCUUAAACAUAACCUACAGCCCCCGCACAUCAUCCUGGAGAUGCGGAUACCGCAUGGGUCAAAUACAGAAGCCUGCAGCAGCCUGGCGGACGGAGGAUACGGCGCUCUAGAGGUGAGAGCAAUCUGUUUAUUUCAUGCAUGUGCUGAGAUUUUACUGGAUAGCAUUUAUUUCCUUCUUUUGAGUGGUUCCUUAAAUUCCUGCUUAGUGGAAAAGGUUGAACAUUUUAGUCCGAUCUUGAUGGAUAAACUCACAGAAAUGAAGUCAUCAUUCUUGUUUUCUUUCUUUCUUUUUGGGGAAAUGCACCGAUCAACAAACAUGAAACAAUAACGCGAUCUCUCUCGUGGCCUCGUGCAGCGCGUUUCUCCCACAGAGAGGACAUUUAGCGUUUGUACAGAAAAAUCUCUAAUAGAGAUUUGAUUGGGCUGAUAUUGAUUACUGAAAGUUGCACUUAUUUAUUAGUGUCUCAUUGUCAUUUAUCUGCGAUGCGCGCGUCGAGUCAGACUUAUCAAUCGUUGUUGCACUGGAUACAUUGCGUUGCAUUUGAACUAUCUCAGCUUUGGACAGACCCAAAAUGACCACAGCUCAGACCAAGUAAAACAAAGAAAAAGUCUUAAACCUAAGUUUCUAUACUCAGUUUAAAUACUUUUGGCUUAAAAGCCAAAUAUUUGAGAUUUGCGAGUCUCUAUGAGCUCAUCAUUAAACCUGCAACCCUGCCAUUUCUCUGCACUGUGACAAGGUUUAGCCAACAGUGUAGUGAAACACUGACACAAACUGCAGCAUCACUCACAGUGUAGAGAGCAGCUGAAACAGCAGUAUGGACCCACCUUCUCCAUUCAGCCUAUUUGCAUGGCUAAGGGUUAGAGAAUUGGCAGAUGUCUGGGGUGAAGGCAUGGAAGAGAAAGAAGAGGGCGAAUCAGUGUUUCUGCUCAAAGUCUGAGACAGCAGGAGGGGGUACAGAGGUAUUGUUGGGGUCACCUUUGUCAAGUGGGCACUGUUGUUUCAGCUGCUGCAGUACAGCGGCACCUGUUACUGGGAUCAUACCAUCACAAAGAGCUCACUUUAGGAAGUUUUAUCACAUAGGUUUGAUGAGGUAAAGAUUAGACAUGACGCAUUCCAUUAAGUUCUUGUUUUCUAGCAUCUGCGACCAAAUAACAGCUUUCUUUGUUUGAGGGGUAGAAGCAGACAAUUGAUACAUAUGUCCCCCAAUAAGAGAGUUUAAAGGGCCACAGCUCCUUCCCCCAAUCCUCUCAAUACACUGUGACGUAUGUCCUCAGCUGGUCGUGACGAGUGUGAGAACCUCCUCAGACAAAGACACGUCCCUGUGUGUUUGGGUAAGAGCCUUUGUGUGUCACAGGGCCCAACUUUUGAGCAUGUGUCGGUCCCGGGGUUCCCACAGCAGCCAAGACGAGGGUGCAAAAGCUUGACCUUCAGCCUUUGUGUCUGUGAUCUGAAGGGGAACAGGGAAACACAGGGGGUUUUGGAUGGCUUCGCCAAGAUCACUGAGUCAGCUGUUUUCACCCCCUGUUUUUAUUAGCAGUGAAGUGUGUUCUAGAUAGAUGGGAUGUAAAUGAUUUUGACGCUUUUGAGUCAUUCAUAACUCAUCACUUUAAGAAAACAAUUUCAAGCCAUUUUUAGAUGAUCUUGUUGUACUUACAUGAAUUCUAAAUGGGAGAAAAUGCAGGAUAAGUGUGUACUAAUGUGACCUGUUUUGGCUUAGAGGUCAAUUUCUUUACUGCGCAACUUUCUCUUCCCUGGCUUGUGCGUUGUUACAAAAACAGGGAUUCCCCUGAGAUUAGAGACCUUGGCCCUGUCAGUGUGAUUGAUUGAUUCUCCAGUGACAACAAAUUGGCUUUUCACAAGCAUUGCAACAGUGAGGAGAGAUGAAGGGGAAGAUAAGGUCAAAAAAGGAAAAAAAAAAUGAAAGCCUGAAAAUACUGAGCCCGGGAUACAAAGCAGCAGCUUGAUUUCACAGGUUGUGUUCAGGUUGUCUCAUAGUAACUUCAGCCUUGAUGCAUUUUAAACAUAGUAGUUUCCUCUGGAGGCCUUCUAAUAGAAGCAGUGCUCCCAAUCGUCUCCCUCUUCACUUUCUCUCUUCUCCUUGACUGGGUGGACAGGCAUCCUUCUCCUCGGCUCCACACCUCAGCCAUCAGCAGCUGCACCAAAGCUCUGUGUGAUGUGGAGUGAAACACUUGCAUACUAAUGGAGCAAGAACAGGAAAUCUCUCAGGCAGACCGAUGUAGUCAGACCAUGGAGAAAACAUCAGGCAGAAGUAUUGUGUUUUCAAGCUCUGGAUUCAAAAUUUGAGUUACUGUAUUAAAAAAAAAAAAAAACUUGCAGCUUUCUUGUAAAAAAUGGAAAGAUCCAAUUCAGAAGGUGCUGUGCACUGUUAUCACCUUCACCUAACAGUAACACUUCCUUUAGCUUCCGAUGCCACCGAUAGCUGUCUUCUCAUUUGGUUAUGAAACAGACAUGCCAGUGGCAUAGCCGUUGCCAUAGUGAUGGCAUGUCUGUGAGCCUGUUGUGCAGCUGUUGGUUCAGGAACACUGCUUACAUUUUGCACCAAGUGAAAAAGGGCCCGAGGAAUAAAGGGGGGGCAUAGCCCAGAGCCCUAUGAAAAAUCAUGCAGUGUGCUCUCAAGUGAGGUUCCUCCUGGCUACACUGCUGGCGCAUGGUGAGGUGUUCAUUAGCCACGACACAUCUGUAAUCGAAGAAGAAAGCGCAUUUCUCAAAACCUACCUGAGCUGAACUUAAUUUUAUGUCUUACAAAACAAAGAGUCUUUUUUUCUCCUUCAGCUAAAAAAAACCAACUAAAACAAACAAACAGUGCUGCCUGUGCACAAGGGCCAACAGUUCACAGGUUUAAAGAGAAAUGCUUUCUGCAUCCUACUGCAGGUCUGUGUUUCUUCAUCUAUCCUGAUUACUUUCAUUGCGUCUGGUGUUGUCCAGAGAUCCUGUCUCAUAAAUGCAUUUAUGAGGCUGAAGCGUGAAGCAGACAGAGCUCAUUAUCUCCCGCAAUCACAUCUCGCUGCACCGCUUUGAUCCUCUGGGUCUGUGAUGCUCACAGGAUGUACGCAGACUGAGUUAAAAUAACACGUCCUAUACAUGUAUGGUUGUUUGUGUGUUUAAUGUGAACUCAGAUUAAAACCUCAUAAGGAUUGGGUGAGCAAAGACAGUAAAUCCCUCCUGCUGGAGGCGUCAGCUCAGACAGUCAGCAGGAUAAUGCCGAGCUGUUGAGGGAUUUUUUGCAUCUUUUCUUCCGGUGCUCUCAGUAUGCAUGCAUGUCCUAUAACAGUGGUAAAACAGACUGUGUGUUUUGUUGCAGUUAGGAGAUAGAUGCAUUGCAGAUGCAUCUGUAUGCAUGAAUUUAAUUAUGAUCCCUUCAGUGUAAUUGCUCUCUGCAGCGUUAGCCAAAAGAUUAGUUAUAGACUUUUGAGAUCCAGGUGCUUGCUAACAACAAUUGCCACUUAAAACUCAUUCUUUCUGGAUAAAACAUUUCACUAUGUCUUAAAUUAAGUGUAUUGAACUAUCUGGACAUUAGAUAAGAUCAAUACACUUGGUAAAAUUAGAUUUUUUUUCCUUCUUUGCUUUCGCAGAAAAGAGCAAAGGCUUAGAAAAAGGAAAACAACAUGAAGACUCAACCUUUUUUGGCUUAAGAUGUACAUCUCAUCUGAGUUCUUUGAAAAAAAUAUAUAUAUAGCAGGAUGUAGCAGGUUGGGAAUUACUUGAUAGGCUUUUUGAAACUGCACACACAAGCAGUUAUGAUGAAUAUUCUAACAUUAGAAAAUAAUAUUAAAAAUAAUGAUAAUAACUUCAUUUAUAUAGCACCUUUGAUAACAGAAGAUUACAUAGUGCUUUGACAGACAAGGAAGAGUAAAUAACAAUUAUGACAGCACAGGAGAAAUCAAUCAUAUGUCACUCAGUUGGCAAUCAAGAUUCCCUGAAGAGGGAAAAAAUGAAUAAUGAGCAAAAGGAAAAGAAAAAGAAAGGUAAAAAAGAAGACAACAUCACAUCAGAAUAAAAACAGAUUAAAAGAUGGGGAGCAGUGAGGUACAAAUAAGCCAAUCAGUAAAUUAACAAAUAGAUAAAUGUAAUCAAAGACAGUACAGUAGAGGAUCAAAUGAGGACUCACAAGCAAAUGGCUCAAACUAAAGAAUUAAAAUACGACUUUUUCAGUAAAAGGAAGUAAACACGUUGUAGUUGAAAAGUAAUUAAAAAGUAAAUUCUGUAAAAGUGAGUUUUUCAGAAGUGAAUUAAAAGAUGUCACUGAUUCUGCAAGUCUCAUCCCUUCAGGGAGGUUGUUCUAGAGUCGAGAGGCUCUGAUGGAAAAAGCUUGAUCUCUGUGGAUCGCAGACUAUGGGACCACUCAAAUGGUGUCAGCAUUUCUUUAAUAUAAUUUGGGACAAGACCCAGACAAGCUUUAUAAGUGAUCAGUAAAAUCUUUAAACCAAUCCUAAAAUGCACAGGGAGCCAGUAUAAUGUUGAAUUUAAGACUAGCAGAGCUGGGUAAGCUUGAUGUUGUUGAAAUGGGGAAAGUCAGUAAGGUAUCUAGGCAGCAAUGUUGUGGAAAAUAUGUAUAGUAUGCAGCAAAUCAAUGCACAGGAGACAGGAUGAGAUCUGAAGAGCAGCCACGGCGUCUUCAUUGUACAGGUACAGAAAUUAGUACAGUCGAUACACAGAGUCUAGACCAAAGUCACUGGAGGAGCCAGGCUCUCCUCUCACUCACUUUUAUGCAGCUGAGUGUGUGCGUGAACAUAAUAGAUGUGUGUUGUAAAUGUGUAUAACACUUAUGCAUCUCUCAAGUGUGUGCUUUACAUGAGUGGAUCUCAUCUGAACUGAUAAACUGGCAGAUGAGCCAAGGACACAUCAUCUUUGUCUUAAAAUCAACAGAGCAUUAGUAUUUCUGGGAACACUCAUCUAGCUUCCCCGGCAAUCAUUGAGAUCAACUCAACUUUGAGAGGGUGGGGAAAGAUAAACCUGACCCCACAGUUGUUUACAGGACUCUACUUAGGGUUGCGAAACUGUGGGAAUUUUCGAAGUUGGAAACUUUCCAUGGGAAUUAACAGGAAUAUAUGGGAAUUAAUGGGAAUUAUUGGGAAUAAAUCUGAAAUUUACUAAAUUGAAGGUUGGCCCUCAACAGGGAAUUUAAAUAUAGUUGGGGAAAAUAUAUUGUAGCAUAAUCUUGGCCAAACAACCAGAUUUCAUGCAAGUACACAACUCAAUCACAUGCACACUGCUUACCCCUACACGCACUGUGCAUUCCUCCAUCACAUGCACAGAUGAUUUCUUCAACCCUGAAGGCCACACUUUUGAGCCCAAAGCACAAGACAUUUGAGCCCACAGAUUAUAUAAAGCCAAGUAAGUUUUGAUUAUAUUAUGGGGUAAAUAUAUUUGACCUAUAAUAGUACUAAUAUUCAACUUGCAAAAAUCAAAUAAAAAUAGGUGCUAAAUGUAACCUAUUUUUCAUUUCAUUACCCAUUUAAGGGGCUAGUUUAGUAUGGUGGUGGUAGCUACCUCAAAUGUGAUGCUGUUUCUUCAGACUCCUGCAAGACGGUUUUCUAUAACCAUACAAUAAUUAUUACAUCAAUUGUCAAAUAUUUUGAAGACCAUUCCAGUUGUUUAGCCAACUAUAUUUUUGUUCAUGCCAUUGCACUGCUUUUUUUUUUUUUUUUACAAGCUUUUUUGUUAUUUUUUUUAUUCUACAGAAAUGUUCACCAUCUGAUGUGUGUCAUGUUUUUUAAUUGUAUUAUUUUGCAUGGAUGUCUGCUUAUGACAAAAUAAAAAUAUUUACAUUUAUGUUUGGAUAUGAUACAGUUCGUUUAAAUUACCAACAAUUUACAGUUAAUUCCCAAUGAUUCCCAUAAUUCCCAUGGUAAGUUUCCAAGUUGGAAUAUUUCCAAGAUUACCGAGCUUAACUUCCCAUGGACAGUUUCUGGAAAUUUACCGGAAAUUUUCCGCCCCUUUGCAACCCUAACUUUACUACAACAUAUCCUGACAUUAAGAUUUCCGAGAGCAUAAUGUUCAACUCCAACCAUCAGUUCAGCUGGUCUGUGCCCAAAAAUGCUCAUCUGUGGUUGUACUUGUGCCUGUAAAUAUUGAUUUCUGCACCACAGUGAUAAUGAAGCAGACCAUUGUUGAGAAAGAGAGAGAGCAUAUGUGCUCAGCAGAGCUUCUUUGGGUCAGAGAGGCCAUCACGUCCACACAGUUUGAGAUAGGUGGGAGCGGAUGCAGACCCCAACGGCGAUGCCAGUCUGCCAGAAACCUGGUGCCAGGUGUCUGAGUUUUAUGGCCUCAGCAUGAAAUUAGCAAUUACUCUGCCUGCCUUUUCCAGUUAGUUCAAAGCCAAGACUGGAGAAAGACACAGACAGGAGAAUAUUACCAAGUGCAUCUCUGUCCACCAAAGCAGGGUGUACCAACAGGCAAGAGGCUUAACUCAAAUGAGAUUUGAUCUGUUUCUUUUAGUAUUAAAACACUGAAUGUUGAAUGGUUAAAAGAGAUGGAGGUGCUACAUGUUAUCUUAACAAAGCAGCUGUGAAUAAAAUUUACUUGCAGGACCCUGUUGCCACAUUGUGGGAAAACUGUGGGAGACAUUUAGAUCACAGUGAAUGUGACCAGGUCAGUGGGGAAACAGACCAUCAGACACAGGACAUCUAAUGUGAUCUUACUUUGAAAACAUAUAGACGAGACGAGACGUGAUGGGUAGUUUUUGUCUUUUUCUGUUUUUAUUUCCUUUUUUUUCUGUGAACAAUAUCUGUUCUGACCAAGAAGAGACACUCUUCAGACAGGUUUAUAUUUUUAGAAAAAUCUCAUCAUCUUGUUUUUGCUGUCCCUUUUGGUGUUGUAGAGCUGCUAUUUAUACUCAGCGUUUCAUUUAUGCAAAUUGGAGGACAAACUGUAAAAUAGUGUCAAAACAGUGCAGGGCAUGAACUGACAGCACAUGAAAGGAGAGAGAAAACAAUCUGUAUCUGGUUUAUGCUAAUAUUGGAAAAACUUGUCAGUUUUGAUGUAAAACAAAAUAAUCCCUUCCUGCUGCGCACACACACACACUCAUAAACCACAUGCCCAGGCUGAGUUUAUUUAUGAGGAUAAAUGUGAAUUUUUAUGACUAUGAGUCACACCAGCAGCCAACACUGUGCUGCUUACUAUUAUUGAGUGAAAAAGCCAAGAGUUGCUCUUACUGUCCCUCUUGAUGAUUUAAACUGUUACUGAAGCUGGUUAUUUUGUUUGGUUGUUAAAUGAUUGCCACUUUCGGCAAAUCCCUCAUCACACACAAACAAUCACUUAUCAACACAAACAAAUGCUCGCACGCAGACGAAAUAAUGAAUCAGAGCAGAUAGAGAAAAGUUAGGAAGUGCAAUUUUUCACAAAAUCAUUAAAAAAUAAAGUCUCGGCUCAUCUUGGAUCAAUCAUGGAUUUCUCGCAGCGUAGGACAGCCACAGCGCCGCACUUAAAAAAUGCGUACGACUGCAUCCCAUGGGCCUGUAUCAUAAGUAGGGAGUGAUUAACAGUGAAGAGUGCGUACUCCCUGUUUAUUAAGCCUGUUGUGUAAUGGGCUCACAGCCAGAGCUGCUGGCUGGGCCCACCCCACACUCACUGACUGAGUCAGUCAAGAGGAUCACUGAUACCAAGCUGGUAUGCAGAUAAUCUACCCGGCACAGGGAGGAAAACAUGUAAUCUCUGAAGAGACAGAUAUGUGAGACAUCAGGGAGGCAGAGUUUUAGAUCAGCCUUUUCAUCUACGAUAUUGACGGCUCCAGCGCAUACUCCACUAAAAUUUUGCAGCACCCUAAUAAGGCUGCUGUGGAAAUCAAAGGUUACUGUCCGAUGGUGUGGAGAAAAGUAAGAAUGAUUUAAGAGCCUCUCUCUGUUCUGAUUCAGUCCUUGUUAAACGCAUCAACUCGGUCCCUUUAAUAUAUGCAGGGUGGUACUGCAGAAAGCUGCCACUUGCCUCUUUUAAUACCCUCCACAUGGAAACCAGAUAUGACUCCCUUACUAUCGCCUGUUGUUUUUUCAGCUUAGCUCCUUUCCUGUGUCUUCAGCUUGACUAACUUUAAGCAAACAGAUUAUCAAAAAAAUGUGUCUUCAUGCUGCAGGCUUUAACAUUUCCCUUAUUUCUGCUUUUUUAGGCUUAAACGGAAGAGAGAAAACAUUCACGGGAGGUCAAGCUUGGACCAGAUGAUCCUCUGCCCAAGCUUCAGCAAAUAACUUUCGCCUGGAUAAGAAAUCAACACUUUGGAAAGUGCCUUCAGCAGCUAGCAGGCAGUAAAAAAGACUAAUGCUCAUGAGCCUUCGCUGCAAGCCUUUGCCUUGAACCCGGCCUCUCAUCCAAGUCUUGUGUGAGCAGAGAGAGCAAACAACAUGGUGCUCACUUCACUGCCCUGGUCUCCUCUGCUCUGGCAGUGCAUGGGAUUACUUCUUUUCUCUCUGUCGCCUAUACAUGGCAAAGAAUGUCCCCAUUUGUGCGUCUGUGAGAUCCGUCCUUGGUUUACCCCCCAGUCCACCUACAAGGAAGCAACAACAGUGGACUGCAACGACUUGAGGCUAACACACAUCCCCACCAAUCUGUCGAUGGAUACGCAGGUGUUACUGCUCCAAAGUAACGCCAUCUCUCACACCAGUGGAGAGCUAGAGGCGUUGUUCAACUUGACAGAGCUGGACUUAUCGCAGAACAACUUUAGCACAGUGGAAGCUGUGGGUCUCACAGGCAUGAAGCACCUGACCACCUUGCACCUAGAGGAGAACCAGAUCAGCCAGCUGCCAGACCACUGCCUGGGAAACCUUUCCAAUCUCCAGGAGCUCUACAUCAACCACAACCAGAUUAAUCUCAUCUCCCCUCAGGCAUUUGCAGGCUUACGUAGCCUGCUACGCCUUCAUCUUAACUCAAACAAGCUCCAUGUUAUAGACAGCCGCUGGUUUGAAGAAACACCUAACCUGGAGAUCCUAAUGAUUGGGGAGAACCCAGUGAUCGGCCUCCUGGACAUGAACUUUAAGCCUCUAGUAAACUUGAGGAGUCUUGUUCUGGCUGGCAUGGACCUCACUGAUGUCCCUGCAAAUGCAUUUGUUGGUUUGGAUACCCUGGAGAGUAUUUCUUUCUAUGACAACAAGCUUGUCAGAAUCCCUCAACUGGCUCUCCAGAAAGUUCCCAAUCUGAAAUUCUUGGAUUUAAACAAAAACCCAGUUCACAAAAUACAGGAAGGGGAUUUUCGGAACAUGCUGCGUCUGAAGGAGCUGGGAAUCAACAACAUGAUGGAGUUAGUGUCAAUUGACCGCUAUGCCAUGGACAACCUACCAGAGCUGACAAAGCUGGAGGCCACUAACAACCCCAAGUUGUCGUAUGUGCAUAGGUUAGCCUUCAGGGACAUGCCAUCCUUAGAGAGCUUGAUGCUCAACAAUAACGCCCUCACUGCCCUGUACCAGCACACGGUGGAGGUGCUGCCGAACCUGCGUGAGAUCAGUCUGCAUAGCAAUCCACUGCGCUGUGACUGUGUCAUUCAGUGGAUGAGUUCCAACAAAACCACAGUGCGCUUCAUGGAGCCUCUGGCCAUGCUUUGCAGCUCACCACCAGAGCUCAGAGGCCAGCGAGUUCGAGAGAUGAGGCUGCUGGAUUCCCCUGAGCAAUGCCUGCCCCUCAUUUCUCAUAACACCUUCCCCAGCCACUUGAACCUCGAGCUGGGCAUGAGUGUCAGUCUGGACUGCAGGGCCAUGUCUGAGCCAGAGCCUGAGAUCUACUGGGUGACUCCUCUCGGGUCCAAAAUCACAGUUGACACUGUGUCAGAGCGGCAUCAUCUGAGCAGUGAAGGGACCCUGCGGCUGACUCAUGUGCAGGUGGAGGAUUCUGGUCGUUACACCUGUGUGGCUCAGAACACGGAGGGGGCCGAUACACGGGUCGCCACCAUCCGCAUAAAUGGAACUCUUCUGGACAGCGCUCAGGUGAUGAAGAUCUUCGUCAAGCAGACUGAGUCACAUUCCAUCCUUGUCUCCUGGAAAGUCAAUUCCAACGUUAUGUCCUCUGACCUGAAGUGGGCCUCUGCCACCAUGAAAAUUGACAACCCGCACAUCACCUACACGGCUCGAGUGCCCGUGGAUGUUCACGAGUACAACCUGACACAUCUUCAACCUGCCACUGAGUACGAGGUGUGCCUCACAGUCUCCAAUGUCCACCUGCAGACACACAAAUCUUGUGUCAAUGUCACAACUCGUGCUACCUUUGCCUUGGACCUCUCAGACCAGCAUCCAAGUGCAGCUGUGCUGGCUGUCAUGGCAACCAUGCUUGCUUUUCUCAGUCUGGGCACUGUGGGCGUCUAUAUGGCCCGCAGGUGGAAGAGAAAAAACUACCACCACUCUCUGAAGAAGUACAUGCUGAAGACUUCCUCCAUCCCCCUGAAUGAGCUGUAUCCUCCACUCAUCAACCUGUGGGAGGCUGAGGGUGAGAAGGACAAAGAUGGCGGCACAGAGGGGAAACCCUCCCCUGUUGACACCACACGUAGUUACUACAUGUGGUGAGGGUUGAGGAAGGAGGCCUGGCUGCCUCUCCAGCAGCACAAAAAGACACACUUUUGCUAUUUUGAUGCAAAAGUUUAAUAAAGUUGCAAAUGUUUUUUUGUAUUCUCAGCUUUGCUAUUCUGAGGCAGAGUGAUCAAGAACAUGAUUUUUAUUAGUAUAGCGUAUCGCCUUUGUUUGAUUCUUUCUAUCUCUUUCAUUGUUUCGGACUCUCCGAGAUGGCAGCUGUAUUUAGCCUGCAGGUUGUUUUAGUUGCUAAGCUUUUGUUUAUGUGGUGCAUUUUUGACUCACUUUCUUCUGAGUUGUUUAUACAGCAGCGGGGACUGAUGGUCCUCUGGCAGCAUUAGUAGAAAUCAGUGUUUCUUUGACUGUUUUGUAAAACAGGUAAUCUGUUGUGCACUGAUAGGUAACGGAAUUUGUCUGAACUUCAAUUUAAAGCUGACAGCAGGGUUUAGACUUGUUAAACUGUCAACUGAAUGUUAGCAUUGUGCAGUAAUGUUGUAUCAACUAUACCUUUGAAAUUUCAAUUGAUUUGCAACACUAUAGGAGUUUACUUUGCUUUUACUGUGAUAUAAAUGCUAGAAAUACAAAUGUUUUAAAAGUUUUGAGUUUGAUUUUUUUUAAACUACAGUGCACUAGAAUCCCUUUGACCCUUUCCCCGAUUACUUGCUUAUUUUGCUAGACUUUUGUUGGCUGAUUUCUUAGUUUAUAAUUUCACAUGCAAUAUGUAAAGCCUACUGAAGAAGAUAAAAUAAAUAAUUUUUUGGCCUUUUUUCAAAAACA